AAUCUCUUUGUAGAUCGUAGACUGUUCGCCUCUGUCUCUUUGUGUACGCUUGAGAGCUGUUUUGUCAGUUGUGUGCGUGUGAUAUAUACAUUCAUAUACGUUGCUGGUGUAAUGGCGAUCGUCGUCGCAGCCUCGCGAAAAGUAACAGCAGCUGCAACAGAAGCGUAACAUACAAAAGUCGCCCUCGUAAGUAUCGUAUGCGCGAGAAAUACAUCGAGAGGACCGAGUUAAAUAUUCGACGCUGCAGUUCUCGCACACACAAGUGGUAGAGAGUGUUUGUUGCGGUGGUGCGUCUGUGGGUCUCGAGUGCGCAACGGCGGAAAAGAUUGCCUAUUACGAUUCGUACAGCGCAUCUAUUUAGCGCGUCUGCAGCCUCUGUUAAUGUUGGCCAAGCCAAUAUUAUAAGCUUAUACAUAAUAAGUCUGUGUGUGUGUUCGCGCUGUGCCUCGUGUGCCACUAUAAUACAGCACACUGAGGCAAACAAAGCCCGAAGCUACGCAGCAACAGCAGCAGCAGCAGCAUCGCGUUGAAUUAUCGCCGUUCUGUAAAGUCGAGAGACUGAAACGGUUUAACUAUAUAAGUGUAAGCGAUACCAAGAUCCGAUUAAUUUCGAGACCUUGUCGUCGCGCUUCAUAAAUUGAUAAGCUGGCUAACAAAAACAACAACACGUCGUCCCGAGUGGCAUCGGGCCUGUCGCGGACGUCCAAUCAACGGACCCCAUCCGCUUCGGCUGCUAACUUGAACAAUCUGACGAAUAGAAACAAAAACAACAACAGCAACAGUAAUAGUAACAGUAACAACAACAACAGCAACAUCAACAAUUCCUCGUCGGGACAAGCCUACGCUACCCCGGUUUUUUUUAAAAACAACAUGACUUCUGUCAACAGCUCGGCCUGUGCGCCAGCCAGCGCGGGCUCCUCUGAGUCGGAUUUCCGCAUGAACAUUGCUGCCCUUAAACGCGUUGAUCCCUAUGUCAAGACCAUCAUCGAGACGGCCACACACGUCGCCCUCUACACGUUUAACGGCGAGAGCAAUGAGUGGGAGAAAACCGAAAUUGAGGGAGCUAUGUUUGUGUACUCGCGUAUAGGAGAACCCUACAAUAGCAUAAUCAUCAUGAAUAGACUAAACACUCAAAAUCAAGUGGAACCAGUUACUCCAGGCUUAGAUCUACAACUUCAAGAGCCAUUUUUAUUAUACAAGAACUCCAAAGGACAUAUAUAUGGUAUUUGGUUUUAUGACAGAAAUGAGUGCGUAAAAAUAUCGUCUGUGUUGAACAAACUUGCAAAAGAAUCAGACUCUUCUAACAAAGUUAUACCAAAAAAUAAAAAACCAGUUCAAAAGAAAACAAAUAACGUUGACAUAUUUAGCAUGUUGAGCAAAGCUCAAGAAGAUUAUAAUUCUAACAAAUCUGGCUCAUCAGAUAAAGUUAGCAGAAAAGCAGAUCCUAAAUCACCAAUGAGUAAUGCAAUUGGAGAAUUGUCUGGGGCAUUGAAUGCCAUGGCUAUGGCAUCCAAUGUGGCUCCAGAUGUGACAUCAAAAAGUGUAAUGGACUUCUUUGCUAAAGCUAAAGUAAACCCUCCAGUGGCCCAAUUAAUGUCUCAUCCUGCAGCUCAUACUGUAGAAAAUAUAGAAAAACAGCAUAGAUCUAAUACGCCUCAACCGGCAGCAGGCGCGUCUUCAAUGUCAUUAAACAGUACAAGUUGUGAAGAAUCAAUUAUAGCCAAGCUUCAAAAAAAAGCAAAUAUUGCUGCAUCAAAUAAACCAACUCAACCAUUAACAUUAACAGAGUACGCUGCAGCUAAAACACCUAAUGUUGCCGAUAAAUCAGGACGAACUGAUGACAAUCAUACCUCAAGUUUUCUCAGGAUACAGUCUCCAAAUGCUAUAAAUUCAAACGCUAUGCAAAAUAGAAAUAAUGUUAGUCUUAAUAAUUAUGGCGAAGGAUAUGACUCUGUAUAUCUAAAACAAAAUACUUCAUUGCCGAGCCAACUCUAUGAUCCAGCUUAUCAUCACAAUUCUACGUAUCCUCAUGAUGAUUUGGUGAAUGCCCCACUUACACCUAAAUCCUCAACCUUGACUUCAGGUGGCACAGCUCCAGCACUCAUACCUCCGGGUAUGUUUGCUGCAUCUUCAAGUCCAGCAACAACAGAGUCUUUCCUGCGACCAGUUGAACCACUGACAAGAAAUCAAUUACUCCAAGGGUUUAAUUACUUGUUACGUAAUGAUCCGGAGUUUGUUAACAAAUUACAUGAAGCAUAUGUGAAGUCUUUCAGCGAAAUACUUUCAUAGAUUUGAAAGUAUUCAGACGAAUCUUAAAAACUCACCCACACCUGUAUAAAGUAAAUCGCGCGUAAAAUUUGCAUGUACAGCAUUCCUGUUAGAACGCGGAUGAUCUAUUGAAUAGGAAAAGUGUGGCUAGAAAAUGUGAAAGGUGAAGUGCGCUUUAAAAACAAUAACGAACAGCGAGAAAGGUAUUCAUCACUGUCAAAUGUGUUUUUAUUUUAUUUUUAUUAGUGUUGCCCUUUGAAGAAUUUUAAUAUUUGUGAAUGGCAGACUUUUGGCACUUGAACUUUUGCACGUUCUUGCAACAUUAUUUUAGAUUUUAAAAACAAAUCGAGUACUUUAAGCAGUAUUUUUAUAUUCUGGUGUGAUCUAAAGCAGCUUUGAUAAUAAAUCGACAUUUAAGACUCGAGUGUCAAUGAUAUACACUUAAAUCGUCAAUGAUAUAAACUUGCAACACUAAGUUAGUGCGCAAGUCCGAAAGAAUAUGAUUAAAUUUAGCAGAAGCAGUGCAAACGUCAGAUCAUCGAAGGGUUUGCAAAAAUAUAUAGUUACGCGAUUUAAAUCUAAAAACAAUCAUUGUAAUCUCGCGAAUCUUUAUGAAUGAGCGAAAAUGACUUUGUUUUUUUCAAACUGGUGCUUUAAAAAGUGAUUGACGCAAUGUACUUACAGAAAAUCAAGUACUGAACAACAGAAAUUGUAAUUUUUUUUAACGAUGUAACGACCUACAUGGUAGAACUACCCUUCGUAUCCUUAUAUUGUUAUUAGUGUGAUCGUUAUGACGUGCGUUGUGCUGCUGCUCUUUGUGCAUGUCCAAGAGUUAUUAAUAUUAAAAAUUUAAUGAAUUGUAUAAAAAUAAUCCAUGUUAAAAUGGAAACAUACAGCAAGUAGAUUAUUAUUAUUAUACUGAUUAAAGAAUACGAGCGAUUAAGAUCCUACAAACGCUUGAGUUGUGAGAAAGAAUAACAAAUAAAAGAACACAAGAUUUCGUCAAGAAUAAAACUUGUAUAUAUUGUUUGACAUUUUUAUCUUGUUUUUUCAUCUCUUUUAAUUAGCCGAACUACUCGACAUUUUACGUAAAGUAGGACAUUUUUUUACAUUAUUCGCGUUAUACAAUCUAUGUAGAAUAGCGAUACUCAGUUAAUACGUAAAUUAAUUUUAUUUUAUAGUAAAUUAUUAUCGUAUUAUCACAAUAUUACAUAAUUUUUUAAAUGGAAUACGAUUAAAAAAUGGUACAUGCUCGACAAUCGUAACAUACAUCAUGCGAUGAUCUCAACUCUUCACUAGACUCUCGUGUGAUAUUUAUCGAUGUUUAAGUGAUUCAAUUGACAAGUUGUCAUUAUUUCAAAAAAUAUAGAGUUACAUUUGUUUCUCAAUGGUUCAAUUUGAGAGAGAUAACAAAAUCGUAUAAGUUUUUCCUCGAGCCUGUAAGGCAAAAAAAAAGACAAUUCGAUGAGCGUCGAUCAAAAACUAUGCAGUCAACAUCGAAGCAAAAAUCAUUUUUUCAUUCACUCGACUCAUAUAGUGCUCUUGGACUCUUUCUCAAUAGCUUGUAAUAUUUGUAAUGUUGGAAGUACAAAAUUCAUUUGAUCAAAUAGAUUUUAUAAGAAAAAGACCAA
Messenger RNA from Trichogramma pretiosum, 3899 nucleotides. It is a transcript of the gene DCP1, whose product is annotated as mRNA-decapping enzyme 1A. Bases 871 to 2289 code for a protein of 472 amino acids. Gene Ontology annotation, cellular component: P-body. NCBI's taxonomy places the organism in Eukaryota, Metazoa, Arthropoda, Insecta, Hymenoptera, Trichogrammatidae. The transcript has 4 exons. Gene Ontology annotation, molecular function: mRNA binding; enzyme activator activity. Gene Ontology annotation, biological process: deadenylation-dependent decapping of nuclear-transcribed mRNA; positive regulation of catalytic activity; deadenylation-independent decapping of nuclear-transcribed mRNA. The record is from RefSeq and is a predicted model, not a curated record.